Messenger RNA from Mangifera indica (mango), 1589 nucleotides. Its product is annotated as protease Do-like 1, chloroplastic. Lineage: Eukaryota; Viridiplantae; Streptophyta; Magnoliopsida; Sapindales; Anacardiaceae. Gene Ontology annotation, molecular function: protein binding; serine-type endopeptidase activity. The transcript has 8 exons. The record is from RefSeq and is a predicted model, not a curated record. Gene Ontology annotation, biological process: proteolysis. Bases 74 to 1399 code for a protein of 441 amino acids.
AAUAGAAACGAACUCCUCACGGAUAAAAAGAAUACAAACUACAACUAACUAACUCUUCAAACCAAGCCUGAAAAUGGCUCCUUAUUCAUUUAUUUCCACAAUUUUCCUUUCCAAUCCUGCUCCAUUUUCUUGCUCUCCAAACAGGCUACCACCACCAGUUAACACUUCUUUUUAUCUCUCCAAAUCCUUUUCUCUUUACAACAAAAAUCGCACCAAAUCUUCUUUCAUUUUCAACAGCUCCCUCUCUAACUCUAACUCUACUUCCACUUACUCUAAACUCCUGUUUAGCGAAAAGUCCUUUCUCUCUUCAUCUCUAGAGUCCUUCUUUAUCUCCUGUACUUCUGUUGUUUUGUCCUUUUCGCUUCUCCUUACCAACGUCGAUUCUGCCUCGGCUUUCGUCGUCACUCCGCCUCGUAAACUUCAGACCGAUGAGCUUGCCACUGUUCGUCUCUUCCAAGAGAAUACUCCUUCUGUUGUUUAUAUUACCAACCUCGCUGCAAGGCAGGAUGUCUUUACGUUGGAUGUGUUGGAGGUCCCACAAGGAUCUGGAUCGGGUUUUGUUUGGGAUAAAGAUGGUCACAUUGUGACCAAUUAUCAUGUGAUUCGUGGCGCUUCUGAUCUCAAGGUCACUCUCGCUGAUCAGUCAACUUAUGAUGCACAAGUUGUUGGAUUUGAUCAAGACAAAGAUGUUGCUGUCUUGCGUAUUGAGGCACCCAAAGACAAACUAAGACCAAUACCUAUUGGUGUCUCUGCAGACUUGCUUGUUGGUCAGAAAGUAUAUGCUAUUGGCAACCCUUUUGGACUUGACCACACCCUAACAACUGGCGUGAUCAGUGGGCUUCGCCGAGAAAUUAGUUCUGCUGCUACUGGCCGUCCCAUUCAGGAUGUUAUACAGACAGACGCUGCCAUUAACCCUGGUAAUAGUGGAGGCCCACUCCUUGAUAGUUCAGGAAGCCUUAUUGGAAUAAAUACAGCUAUUUAUUCUCCAUCUGGUGCAUCCUCUGGCGUUGGAUUUUCUAUUCCUGUUGACACCGUGAAUGGCAUUGUUGACCAGCUAGUGAAGUAUGGGAGGAUAACAAGACCUAUUUUAGGGAUUAAGUUUGCACCUGAUCAGUCCGUGGAGCAGUUAGGCGUAAGUGGGGUGCUUGUCUUAGAUGCUCCAGCAAAUGGUCCAGCUGGGAAAGCGGGUCUACUACCAACCAAACGCGAUGCCUAUGGUAGACUCAUAUUGGGUGACAUCAUAACAUCUGUGAAUGGAAAAAAGAUCACAAAUGGCAGUGACUUAUACAGAAUUCUUGACCAAUGUAAAGUAGGUGAUAAGGUGACUGUAGAGGUGUUGCGUGGCGAUCAUAUGGAGAAGAUUCCUGUAACGCUUGAACCAAAGCCUGAUGAGUCUUAGUAUGUAGAGGUGUUGUGCAUGUCUGAUAAGAUGCCAUUAUUUUUGUGCUACUCCUUAUAUAAGGGUCUUGUACAUAUCUCAGAAACUGUAUCAUCUUUCAUAUUCAAGUUUCUACUACAUCGACCAAUCAAAAUUGUGUGUAACAUUCUCGGCUUCCGGAAUAUGACUAGGGCUUAAAUUUCAUCUGCCA